Xiphophorus hellerii (green swordtail) is the source of this 2406-nucleotide messenger RNA. RefSeq lists its product as uncharacterized. The coding region runs from base 741 to 1607 and encodes 288 amino acids. Gene Ontology annotation, molecular function: RNA binding. The transcript is spliced from 4 exons. The record is from RefSeq and is a predicted model, not a curated record. Lineage: Eukaryota; Metazoa; Chordata; Actinopteri; Cyprinodontiformes; Poeciliidae. Gene Ontology annotation, cellular component: nucleoplasm; cytoplasmic stress granule.
GGAAAGUGAAAGUCCACAGUGCUGUAUGUGGUUUUGUAGACAUGCAGGUAGUUGGCACUGAAAGUCCACAGUGCUGUAUGUGGUUUUGUAGACAUGCAGGUAGUUGGAGAAUUCUCCCUGCAUAUGCUGGUAGUGUUGCAAACACGGCACAUCACCAGACAACCGCAUUAGUUUAUCAAAAAGCACUGACUUUAUAUCAACUAUUUUCACGACAAAGUAUUAACAUCAAAAUUUAGCUUCCACUUGUUUGUUAAAGAUUAAUUCAUAGCAUGCUACUUUAAAAAUAGUGACUCUGUACACAACCCAUGUCUCACUCCAAGCUCAUCUCAAAAACUGGCAAGUUUGUUAGAAAUAAUGUAAUGAAGAAAUAGACACAUCAAAAGUAAUUGGGGUUUCCUGUUGUUUUUAUUAAAUUUUAGUAAAUCUAAUAUAUUUUACAUAAUGCCACCGUAAUAACUGGAUCCAUUUACGCUAAAUCUAUAGACAGCAGCGCUAUCACUUGCACCACGUGUUCGUCACGCAGGGUGGCGUUUUUUUUCAGUUAGAAAAUUUAAAAAUUUCCCUCCAAGUUUCCCGCCGGACCGCUUUAUUUGCAGGGACUUCCGCCCGCAGUUUACAUAUCCCCGCGUCGUUUUCCGGGUGGUGGUUACACUCAGGCGAGCGGAGCCGUCGUUAUAAUCAACCUUGUAAACAAAAGUUGCUUAACGGGUUGACUUCAGCGAUACGUGAAGGGGAAAGACAUGCAUAUCAAAACUGGUACAUGGGAAGCAAGCAACACUGUGUGCGAGUCCGAAACCCUGUGUGACCAAGCAGUCCUCGUGUCGGCAACCAAGUCCGAGCCCCAGAUCCGUAACCGCCGCCUGUCUCCUGGUUCGGGAAACUGCGGAGGAGGAGGAGGCGGCUGCAUCUCCGGAAACGCCCAGUCUCCACGACAACGGUCCCCCCAGUGUGAGCCGAACGGCCCCAGCCACGCCCACGGCCCGAGCUUCCGCAGGGAGAAGGAGCGCAAGAACCAGCCUCACAAGGGCCGCUCCGUCCGGAGGGAGAGCCAGAAGGGGGCGCUGCGAGCCGGCGAGCGCCCACUAAAGGCCAAUCAGAAGGAGAAGUGGGUGGAGGACAGCCUGUCGCUGCUCAAGCCUCCGCCCGCUUUCCCGGUGCAGGACAGUCCUGCCAAGCUGCAGCCGGCCGUGAGCUACGCCUCCAAGGUGAAGGCCGGAGCAACGAGCGGAACGCUGGAGGAGGAGCGGCCAGCCAUCGGGGACCUGCUGCAGAACCAGUGGGGUCUGAGUUUUAUUAGUGAAACUAAGCCAAUCACAGAAGGGCCCCUCCUUCACCCUGCUGCUAGCCCUCUAGUGGACACAGAGAGCAAACACUCAGCGGACCUACAGCAUGACGCAGCUCUCACAGUUCAGCUCCAGGAGGAAACUCCUGUUCCUGCUUCUGAGGCCGAGGCGCAGCAGGCCAACGGGGACCUCCUGCUCAGCUGUCGCCAUCUAGUGGAGGCUUUGAACUAUCACAAUAGAGAAUGGAAUAUAAUCUGUAACAGACAGAAGAAAGGUCCAAAAAGAGUGGUGUGGUACAAGGAGACCCAGGAGCGCCCGGCCUAGCAGUGUGACCGACACACAGCAUCAAACGCCUACAGAACACACACACACACACACACCUUCACGCACAUUUAUACUCAUGGAAGACGGACAAAUUUGAGUCCCAUUCUCACAAGCUGCACUCAGGACGAUGUCUUCACAUAAAGCCACACUGAGACACUUUGGACUAACUCCUUUGAGAUCUUACAGCAAUGGACUUUUUUUAACGCCUUACAGAAAGCCUGCCUUAAAUAAUCACCUCAUUCCCAUUUUAGCUUCUUCCUGUAAACCUGGUCUUUUCCCCCCUCAUACACUGUUUAUUUUCUUUUAACAAUAUCCAAGGAGUCUAAUUUAAUGAGUUUUCUCCCCUUUUUGAAAGUUGCAGUUUUAUUCAAUGUUAUCCUCUGCAAAGCGAGUGGUCAAUCAAGCACUUUGUUUAAAACGGACCAGUGCGCGUGUGAGAAGCCCUCAGAUUUUUUUUCCCCCCUGUUUUGAAUUGGAAACCAGAAGAAUGUCCUGUACCUACUUGAGUUUUAUUGUUUAUGAAUGCAAGGGUUGUCGGUUUCAUGUCUUCAGUUUACAGAGGGGUGUAGUUAAAGGCACAGUACAGUUCACCCUUUACCCUACAGAUCUUAAUGCUGUGUUCUCAUAAUUAUUAUUUUUUUAUUUGGUUCCUAUCGGGUGAAUGUUUGAAUCCAUAAGGGAGGUCGCAAUGUUCUGUGUGGUAGCUUUUGAAAAUUUAUUUGAAUUAAAGCAAAAAUUACACUGGAGAAGGAGGAGGGACGUAAGAAAGUAUUGCUUAAUAAAAAUGAAUAAACUUGGA